Molecule: messenger RNA, 567 nt
Organism: Solanum lycopersicum (tomato)
Lineage: Eukaryota; Viridiplantae; Streptophyta; Magnoliopsida; Solanales; Solanaceae
Gene: IAA32
Product: auxin-responsive protein IAA32
Biological process (GO): regulation of DNA-templated transcription
Cellular component (GO): nucleus
Molecular function (GO): protein binding
Source: RefSeq, marked validated
AUGGAUUCAAAUUCUUCUGAAUAUCUUCUAAACCAUGCAACAACUCUUCCUUCUGUUUAUUAUCAAACCAAUAAUAAAGAGAAUGGUAAUUUUAUUGAUUUGGGACUAAGUCUUAGAGCUUUGCAGCCUGAGGCCUAUUAUCCAUCUACUCAUGGUGGCUAUGAUGAGUUGAUAGAUUGGCAACAUUUGCAUCCACAAUUAAGCAAAAAUUCAAGAAGUGAAUAUCCUACAAAUUUUAAUAAUUAUGAUGAUGAAAGUGAAGGGAUUCAAAGCAAAGAGAGAUGGGAAUAUGUGAAGGUUAAUAUGGAUGGAGUUAUUGUUGGAAGAAAAAUUUGUCUUCUUGAACAUUCAAGCUAUUCUAGCAUUGCAACACAACUUGAAGACAUGUUUGGUAAACAAAAUAUGGAUGGGCUAAGGCUAUUCCAAGAUGGUUCAGAGUUCUCAUUAUUUUACAAAGAUAGGAAUGACCAAUGGAGGAUUGUUGGUGAUGUUCCAUGGAACGAAUUUGCAGAUCGAGUGAAGAGGCUAAGAAUUAUGAGGAAAGAUGAAGCAUUCUUCCCCAAUUGA